AUGGCCCCUCUAGGUUGUUUUGCUCCUGCUAAUUCACUGCGAUCUUCGCACAACGAGGACAGAACGCGUCGCUGUCCAGCUCUUAAGUCUGCUGUGCUGCUUCGCCUACUUUAGCAGACUGCACUGGGCAGAUUCCUCCUUGGUCACGAUGUCGCAAUGGGGAGGAGGCGCUCACUGCGGGACGUGUGGCAAGGUGGUGUUCCACGCGGAGGAGGUGCAGUGCGAUGGACGCAGCUACCACCGCCCCUGCUUCCAGUGCUUGGUGUGUCACAAAGCCCUGGAGACAUCAACGGUGACUGUGCACGGCGAUGAGAUCUACUGCCAGCCCUGCUACUCUCGCAAGUAUGGCCCCAAAGGAUACGGCUUUGGCCAGGGCGCUGGCGCCCUCAGCAUGGAUGGCGGUGGCGUCAUGGCCCAUAGCAGCAGCAACAACAGGGCCAAGCGCCAGGGAGGAGCAUCCGUGAAUAAGCUGGCCCAGCGGUUUGGCGGGGCGGCAGACGCCUGCUCCCGAUGCACAAAGCCCGUCUACGCCGCGGAGAAAAUCGUGGGCGCCGGAAAGCCUUGGCACAAGAGCUGCUUCCGCUGUGCCAAAUGUGGCAAGGGCCUGGAAUCUACCACUGUCACUGACCGUAAUGGAGAGCUCUAUUGUAAAGGCUGCUAUGCAAAAUACUUUGGACCCAAAGGCGUUGGGUUUGGCCAAGGCGCUGGAGCACUGGCGCACACCCAAUGAGCCAUAAGGUGACCACCGUGAACAGAACGUGCACAUUGAGAUCCGUCAGAAAAGCCGAGCAGGCAUGUUUAAUACAAUGUAUAAGAUUGAUGUCCCCAAAAUACAUAUAUCUAUAAUCAAAUUGUGAAAGGAGUCUAAAGGAUCCAUUGAAAGUUCCGGUGUAUUUUUGGCAAUAACAAGAUAACGUUAUUUGCUGUGUGUGGAAUUGGGACGUUUACAAUUAAACAUUUUGACAUUAGCAGUAAUACUGUGUACAUUUUAGAAUCGUCAGUCCUUUAAUUGUAGAGGCAAGCCCCGCAGAUUACAUGGUAGAAUAAUUGUAUUUCUUCUUACUACACGAGCAUAACAUUAGGGUGAGAAUACUUCGUGGUCUAAAACCUGUGGUCUCUGCCAGAAACUCAUAUAAUACGAGCACGUUGCCACGGUGUAAUGGCUAUCAAACUGGACUUGCAAUCCAGGGGUUGGUAGUUCAAUCCCCAAGCAUAGCAGUUGGAACAACCGGCAUGUUUCUUAAAUUCACUCCACCCCCUCCCAUGCCUCUGUCCACCGAGCAGUAUAAACGGGUGAAACCAAUUUCGAUUUAAAGCUUUCGUGAC
Messenger RNA from Lethenteron reissneri (Far Eastern brook lamprey), 1326 nucleotides. Its product is annotated as cysteine and glycine-rich protein 2-like. Gene Ontology annotation, molecular function: structural constituent of muscle; actinin binding. NCBI's taxonomy places the organism in Eukaryota, Metazoa, Chordata, Hyperoartia, Petromyzontiformes, Petromyzontidae. The record is from RefSeq and is a predicted model, not a curated record. Gene Ontology annotation, cellular component: Z disc; nucleus; cytoplasm. Gene Ontology annotation, biological process: sarcomere organization; muscle tissue development.